AUGACAACCUACCUCACUCAAUCUCCCCUACAAGCCAUAACCCGUGCAGCAUCCAGAAUCAGCCCAGCACGCCUGGUAUCCCGCCAAGCCCAUCUAUACCAAACCCAAACACAACCACUCCGCUCGUUCUCCUCUUCAACCAGCAAACUGGCCCCAACCCCAGCAGCAAACAUGUCUAGCGCUUUAAUCAAUCUCGCUAAGAAUAGGCGCACGAUCUACAAGCUCGGCAAGGAAAGUCCAGUCCCAGACUCCAAGAUCGAAGAGCUUGUCAAUGCCGCCAUCCUACAUGUUCCCAGUUCAUUCAAUACCCAGUCUACGCGGCUAGUCGUGCUCCUGCACAGUCAGCACGACAGAUUGUGGGAUAUCGCCAUUGAGGCUUUCGAGGGUCUUGUUAAGGCGGGUAAGCUUUCGCAGGAGAUUUGGGAGAAACAGACAUUGCCUAAAUUGCUCGGUUUUAAGGGGGCGUAUGGGACGAUCCUUUUCUAUGAAGACCCAGCCCACAUCAAACCCAUGCAGGAGAAAUUUGCUACAUACAAGGAUAAUUUCCUGCCAUGGGCGGACCAUUCGAAUGCUAUGCAUCAGUACUUCCUCUGGACGGGCCUUGAAGCGCUUGGCUUUGGAGCGAACUUGCAGCACUAUAGCCCGCUCAUUGACGCUGGUGUUGCAAAGCAAUGGGAUCUGCCCAGUGAUUGGCGGAAUGUUGCCCAGUUAGUCUUUGGGAGUCCUGAGGCUGCUGCUGGGGAGAAGGCACAGAAGCCUGUUGAGGAGAGGGUUAGGGUCUUUGGGAAGUUGUAG
Molecule: messenger RNA, 795 nt
Organism: Penicillium mononematosum
Lineage: Eukaryota; Fungi; Ascomycota; Eurotiomycetes; Eurotiales; Aspergillaceae
Product: nitroreductase family protein
Exons: 3
Coding region: 1-795 (264 amino acids)
Biological process (GO): cellular response to oxidative stress
Source: RefSeq, a predicted model, not a curated record